Epinephelus lanceolatus (giant grouper) is the source of this 6730-nucleotide messenger RNA. The record is from RefSeq and is a predicted model, not a curated record. NCBI's taxonomy places the organism in Eukaryota, Metazoa, Chordata, Actinopteri, Perciformes, Serranidae.
UGAUGCUGCGAGUCUGCAGCUGCAGUGAAGAGGAGCUGUUUACUGCGGACCUGAAGGAGGACAGGAAGGACCGAGGGACACGCGCUGAGACAGACAGGUGGACAGACGGACAGAGACACAGACAGAGGAGGCCUGCAGUGUUAGGAACUUCCUGUGUGUCGGGGUCAGAGGUCACGGCUCCAUGUGGUCUGAUAGAAGAUGAGACACCAUGACUUUGGUUGCACAGAUCCGGAGUCUUUGCAGCCACCAGUGCCGCUGCCGCAGCGAGUGUCAGAGGACGUCCAGGGUGUGUUGGGUGUGUGUGAGGACAGAUCAGCUGGUUGCCAUGGUGAAGAGCUGGAGGAGGGUGGAGCUAAAAACACAGCUCAGAAGGACACAGAUGGAGAAAAGGACAGAUGUGAUUGUGUGAUUGUGUCCUUAGAUGUGAUUGUGUCCUCAGGUGUGAAUAUGUCCUCAGGUGUGAAUAUGUCCUCAGGUAUGAUUGUGUCCACAGGUGUGAUUGUGUCCUCAGGUGUGAUUGUGUCCUCAGGUGUGAAUAUGUCCUCAGGUGUGAUUGUGUCCUCAGGUGUGAUUGUGUCCUCAGGUCUGGUGAACAUGUGUUCCAGUGACGGUCAGAGGAUGUUUGAGGCAGCAGCAGUGGGCAGUCUGUUAGCAGGGGGCCCCCUGGUGGCCGUCCUCGGUGUCGCCUACAACCUGUUCAUACUGGGACCGACGUCUCUGCUGGGCUCAGCUGUCUUCAUCCUCUUCUACCCUGCCAUGAUGUUCAGCUCCAGGUUGACGGCGUACUUCAGGAGGAGGGGCGUGGCCGUCACAGACAGACGGGUGCAGAAGAUGAACGAGAUCCUCAGCCACAUCAAGGUCAUCAAAAUGUACGCCUGGGUCAAAGCCUUCGCCCAGGACGUCCGCAAAAUCCGUGAGGAGGAGCGAAGGAUCCUGGAGCUGACCGGCUACUUCCAGAGCAUCACUGUGGGCGUGGCUCCCCUCGUCGUUGUCAUCGCCAGCGUGGCAACAUUCUCCGUCCAUAUGUUGCUAGGAUACGACCUGACCGCAGCUCAGGCCUUCACCGUGGUGACGGUGUUUAAUGCGAUGACCUUUGCCCUGAAGGUCACUCCGUUCUCUGUCAAGUCUCUGUCUGAGGCCUCAGUGGCUGCAGAACGAUUCAAGAGCCUCUUCCUGUUGCCUGAGGUUGACAGCAUCCGUGCAUUGCCUGGCGAUCCCCAGGUUGCCGUGGAGAUGCGUGGGGCCAGUCUGGCAUGGGAAGGAGGUGGACAGAGCGCUCAGCUGAGCCCACGUGUCCACACAGCCAGCAGACUGAGACACAAGUACAGAGACAGAGACGACCUCCCGGAGGGCGAGGGGGAGGAGGUGACCGGCUCCCUGCUGAGAGGACGAGGAGGUGGAGGAGGAGAAGCCUCCAGUCCAGAGGAGGAAGACGGGGAGGAGGAGGCGUGUCCUCCCCUCUUGCAUGUCCCCCCUGUGUCCCACCGACUUCAGAGCACCCUGCACUGCAUCAACCUGACUGUCCAACAGGUCUGUCCAGGACUCAGGGACAACACAAGGACAGCUCAGGGACAACACAAGGACAUCGGCGAGCGGGGUGCCAACUUGAGCGGUGGGCAGCGCCAGCGAAUCAGCUUGGCUCGCGCCCUCUACAGUGACCGGGACCUUUACAUCCUGGACGACCCGCUGAGUGCCCUCGACGCCCACGUGGCCAACCACAUCUUCCACAGCGCCAUCAGGAAGCAGCUUCGCCACAAGACCGUCAUCUUCGUCACCCACCAACUGCAGUACCUGGUGGACUGCGAUGAUGUCAUCCUGAUGAGGGAGGGAAGUAUCGUGGAGCAGGGUAACCAUGACAACCUGAUGAAACUGAACAGAGACUACGCUGCCAUGUUUAAUCAUUUCCAGCUGGGAGACCCUCCGUACAUCAAAGCUCCCGCCAGGAAGUCCAGCUGUUCUCAGAAGAAAUGUGCCGACAGUAAACAGGGAUCCGUGAAGAAGAAUGCUGCGGUCAUUAAAGAGAACGGGGAGGAGCAGCAGUGUGGGGGCGUGGCCUGGCCCGUGUUCAGGCACUACAUGGUGGCCUGUGGUGGCUCCGCCUCCUGCCUGCUGAUCCUUGUUCUGUUCGUUCUCAACGUGGGAAGCUCCACCUUCUGCCAGUGGUGGCUCAGCUACUGGAUCAACCAGGGCAGCGGGAACACCACGGUAACCCGGGGCAACAGCUCGAUGGUGAGCAUCAGCAUGAAGGACAAUCCCAUGAUGCAACACUAUGCAGCAGUCUACGCCUCCUCCAUGGGAGUCAUGCUCCUCCUCAAACUCUUCAGAGGCAUCGUCUUCGUCAAGGGAACUCUGCGCGCCUCCUCAAAGCUACAUGACCAGCUCUUCCACAAGAUCCUCCGCUGCCCCAUGAAGUUCUUUGACACGACGCCCACCGCAGGAAUCCUCAACCGCUUCUCCAAGGACAUGGACGAAGUCGACACGCGUCUGCCCUUCCAAGCUGAGAUGUUCAUCCAGAACGUGAUCCUGGUCUUCUUCUGCCUGGGCGUCAUCAGCUGUGUUUUCCCAUGGUUCCUGGCAGCAGUGGGUCCCCUGGUGUUGCUGUUUGCGGCACUCCACAGCGUCUCCAGGGUUUUCAUCCGGGAACUGAAGCGUCUGGACAACGUGACGAUGUCACCCUUUAUGUCCCACAUCACCUCCAGUAUCCAGGGCCUGGCCACGCUGCAGGCCUACGGCCGGGGCGGCGACUUCCUCCGCAGGUACCAGGUUCUGCUGGACCAGAACCAGGCUCCCUUUUACCUCUUCAGCUGUGCGAUGCGCUGGCUGGCAGUCCGUCUGGAUGUCAUCAGCGUGGCUCUGAUCAGCAUCACCGCCCUGAUGAUGGUCCUGAUGCACGGCCAGAUCCCUCCUGCCUACGCCGGCCUCGCCAUCUCCUACGCCGUCCAGUUAACAGGGUUGUUCCAGUUCACGGUCCGACUGGCCUCCGAGACCGAAGCUCGCUUCACCUCAGUUGAGAGGAUCCACCACUACAUCCAGUCUCUGUCCCAGGAGGCCCCAGCCCGGGUCAAAGGUCGGGCCCCUCCAGCUGACUGGCCCCAGCAGGGGGAGCUGGUGCUCAAGGAGGUGGAGAUGAGGUACCAGGAGAACCUCCCUCUGGUCCUCAACAGGAUCUCCUGCAGCAUCCGGCCCAAAGAGAAGGUGGGCAUCGUGGGCCGGACUGGAUCAGGGAAGUCGUCUCUGGGCGUGGUCCUGUUCAGGCUGGUGGAGUGCUGCGGCGGCUCCAUCCUGAUAGAUGGCGUGGACAUCAGUGACAUCGGACUGGCUGACCUGCGCAGCAAGCUGUCCAUCAUCCCUCAGGACCCGGUUCUGUUCGGAGGGACUGUCAGGUCCAAUCUGGAUCCUCUGAACCAGUACAGGGAGGAGCAGAUCUGGGAUGCUCUGGAGAGGAGUCACAUGAAGGAGUGUGUGUCCCAGCUGCCCCUCAUGUUGGACUCGGAGGUGGUGGAGAACGGAGAGAACUUCUCUGUAGGAGAGAGACAGCUGCUGUGUGUCGCCAGAGCUCUGCUGAGACAAUGCAAGGUGCUAAUCCUUGACGAGGCAACGGCGGCCAUGGAUGCAGAGACAGACGCUCUGAUCCAGGAGACCAUCAGGAGUUCGUUCCAGGACUGUACGACCCUGACCAUCGCUCAUCGCCUCCACACUGUCCUCGCCUCAGACCGCAUCAUGGUGCUCAACCAGGGUCAGGUGGUGGAGUUUGACGAGCCGUCCAAGCUGCUGGCCAAUGAGAACUCUCGGCUUCGCUCCAUGAUGGUUGCCGUGGAGACCAAGAUCUCUGUCCGAGGAUGAAGACGAGGAUGAGGAUGAGGAUGAAGGUGCUGUUCCUGUACUGUAUAAACUCUAUGUCACUUCCUGUUUCUGCAACAGGAAGACGUUUUUUUUGUUUUGUGUGUGUGUUGGUAUUUUCCUGUCAGCUGUUACUGUGAUGGUGACCUGGUGCCAUCUGAUUGGACGUCUGCAGAGCGUCAGGAGCUGAAAUAUAAGCUGGUUAUUUAUCUGCAUCACUUCCUGUCAUGUUUAUAUUUUUGAUGCUGUCUCCUGAUGUCGUGUUCACACCAGGUGACGAGUGAAUCACAUGUAAAGAUACGAUUACACAUGAAAUCCUGCCGUGUGGCGUGAUGGACAAGAUGGACGUAACACGCAUGACACAAAUUAAGCAGCACAGAAUUCACGAAAAUUCACGUGUCUUUGGCACUUGCAUACACAUGAUGUCACGCAGACAUGACACGAGUCAACACAAAAUAUUCUACUGUUCCAUCUUGUGAGAGUAACGUGACGCGUCUGGUGUGAACGUGACAAAACAGUUUCAUGUACGAUAACUUUCAGUGUGAGUUAGUUUAGUUCAUGUUUCCUGUGAACGAAUGCAGAUGAAGAAAAAUGAUGUGUGUUGACCACACAUGAAACACACACAAAUAAUGAUGAUUAAAAUCAUGAACAAAAAGUUAAAAUACAAUAAAAGAGGACGUUUGUUCAAUGAACGUCAGAUGGUUUGUGAGCUCCCUCUGGUGGCGCACAGAGGAAAUACAACAUAAAUUAAAUUCAUGUUCUGAACAGCUUCACUCUGAUAAACGUCGUCCUGACAUGUUUCUGUUUCAGCCUGUGACCACGUCGCUUUAUGAACGUCGUGAAUUCGUCCUGAUGAGUUACAAGCUGAGCUGUGAUGGGGAGGUCGUCAGCACAGGUCAAAUGAACGGUUUAAAAUCACGGCGCCGUACCAUCGACCCAACGACUCAUUCUGAAACUCUGAUCAUCAGAGGAAACGUGUGAAACUGACCCAAAAACAGCCACUGUGAUGAUAACAAAUGCUCCGUCAUCGACGACCUGGCAUUAUUUAUGAGUCUCCUGCGCUAUGAACACGUGAACAUGGGAACACGUGACCAUGUGACUGUGUGUGUGCACACGCUGAGGUGAGAGGGCCGCACAACCUUUAAACCGGCUGAUUUUUACUGAGACAUCAGUGACACCUCCACACACUCUCCAUUUUCCAGGUAUUUCCAGUCAUUUUUCAGCCCAAACAUGAUCUUUUCCUGAUGAUAACCAAGUCGUGUUUGUGCCUAAACCUAAACAUGUUUUGAAACUUUACGUUUCAACAACAGCAUUGCUGAAGCUACAUAAUAACGUACAAACAUAACGUAUCUGUGGUUCGCAGAAAUGUUCUGUGAUGAGGAGCGACAGAAAAACUGGGAUUGAUCGUCUCGUCAGUCCAAAGACUGCACGCUCUCGCGAGACAGUUUGUGCUAAAAUUUUAACAGUUGUACGUCCAGUUGUCUGUUUGCUGAAGUUGCUCACGCUCUCUGGAGAACUCGUAACGUUGCGUCCGCUCAUCGUCCGCUUGUCGUCCGCUCAUCGUCCGCUCGUCGUCCGCUCCAUCAUUAGCUUUUUUUAAGAUGCAGAGGAAGUCUGCGUCACAUUACAGAUGUUUUAUGGAUCUAAAAAGCAGCUUCAAACUGUCCUGGUGAGUUUCAGAUUGAUCAGAUUGAUCAGAAUGAUCAGCUCCAUUGACCACAGAUCUGUAGCGUUUAAGAUGAGCUGACCCCGCCCUCUGACGUCAUGUCAGAUCAGAAGAAUUGUUAAACUUUACAUAUGUGUUGGUGUUGGUGUUGUUGGGUUUGGGUGCGACACGUCGGCUCCUCAGGGCCCCCAACCUACUUUCAGUUUUGAAAACAUUUCUGACGUCCUUGGUCGCUGAAAUACUCGUGAAACUGAGCUCACAUGUCGACACCUGUGAACUUUACGUGAACAUACAGUGACUGAUUUCAGUGUGUUUCCCCCUGAUGUGAGGGAGGCCUCAGCUGGGACAGAGUUCUUCUCAUAUACACUAAAUUUAGGACGCACAUGUCUCUGAGCAUUUCAGACAUUUUUCUUUUUGGGUCUCAUUAGCUCCGCCCACCCGGAAGUCGGCCAUUUUGCUAUUUGACAUUUUCUACUAACUCCAUAAUACAGAAGAUAUUUUAUGUAACGUACUUAAAUAUGUUCGUAACUUAUAGAAACAGUUUUGUGCUUAAGUCACAUGACAAAGGACUUCCAUCCAAGAGGCUGCUGUUUAUUUCCUGUUUGAAACUAAAACUCAACACUGACUUUUUUUAACUUGUGUAUUAAAAUUAAUUUCCGUCAUGUAGUUAAGUUAUGUGACAAACAGAGGAUGUUAAUGCAGUGCAGCUUCACUUACUGUCCUGGUUUCAUGACCUGAACUGUUGAUGAUGAUGAUGAUGAUGAUGAUGAUGCGUGUGUUAAACUGAACCAGAGUCUGAAGUGACAUCAUCAACACAAACAGCACAAAACGCUGAGAUGAUAAAACAUCACAGUGACCUUCAGAUAAAUAUGUAAAUAAAAGCAAUAAAUAAUAAUAAAAUAUGAAUAUUGAUGGUGAGGCCUGCAGGUGUGUAAAUCUUCUUCUUUUCUUUUUAAAACUCGUGUGUUUGUUUCGUGGCGUCGUCGCAACUCCGCAAAGAUUUAUAUCAAUGUUUCCUGUUUGGACAGAACCGCCAAAAUAAAAGCCACACCACAGGAAGUGGAGAGUCCAGACAUGUGAUGUGUCACAUGACAGCAUGAUUUUUAACAAACAAACAAACAAACAAACAUGUAGAAAACAAUAACAUGUCCAUGUGUUUUUAUAACAGCCUUAGAGCAUGAUGACAUCAUAACUGCCUUGUUGUUUGGGGGGGGGGGGGUCUGA